Molecule: messenger RNA, 267 nt
Organism: Plasmodium malariae
Lineage: Eukaryota; Apicomplexa; Aconoidasida; Haemosporida; Plasmodiidae
Product: CDGSH iron-sulfur domain-containing protein, putative
Exons: 1
Coding region: 1-267 (88 amino acids)
Cellular component (GO): intracellular membrane-bounded organelle
Molecular function (GO): 2 iron, 2 sulfur cluster binding
Source: RefSeq, a predicted model, not a curated record
AUGGGGAAUUUUUUUCUGAAAGAAAAAAAUUGUGAUAUUAUUAGAAAAAAGGGAGAUAUAUUAAACAUAAGAAAUUUUAAAGCAGUACAUGUUGAAACAUUUUAUCCUCCAUCAAAAAAAUCCAGAAAAAUAUCAGUGUGCAGGUGUUGGAAAUCAAAUAAUUUCCCAUAUUGUGAUAAUACUCAUCAAAAAUUGCAACAACAAGGAAUAGUUUGCGGUCCUUUACUCUUAGAAAUAAGAAGGAACAACAGUGCAAAUUCGUAUUAA